This is a messenger RNA of Schizosaccharomyces octosporus yFS286, 2016 nucleotides long. Its product is annotated as random septum position protein Rsp1. Bases 441 to 1880 code for a protein of 479 amino acids. Lineage: Eukaryota; Fungi; Ascomycota; Schizosaccharomycetes; Schizosaccharomycetales; Schizosaccharomycetaceae. The record is from RefSeq and is a predicted model, not a curated record. The transcript has a single exon. Gene Ontology annotation, cellular component: cytoplasm.
ACCUUCUUUAUCAAUCUUUCUCAGUGAAUACACAAAAUGCUAUUAACCAUAUUCUUUUGAAAAAUUUUGAUUUUCGUAUUCGUAAGGUCUUCUGUAAAUCCUAUAACACGUAAAGAAAUUGGCCCUCAAUAUCCUCAGACUUCAGACAUUUACUAGCGUUGUCAUUAGUUUUUCGAGGUCACUCGACCAUAUUUAAGAAAGUAAAGAAGAUUGAACAUUUUAACUCCUUUCUUACUGCAUUCAUACAAGAUCAUUUUUUUAGUUUUUUUUAAUUUCUGAAAUCUGAAAUUAUUUGUAGGCCGUGAAAAAAACUACUUUUGGUUAUUCACAUCCUUGUUAUUUAUCGAGGGUUUUAAUAGAAAACCCUUAGAUACAAAUCCGUAAAAGCUUCUAUAAAGCACUUAUCUUUAAAUACGUAGUACCUUAACAGGACAUGAGACAUGACCGGGUCUGCGUUCUCAGAAGAAUUCAUUGACUACUACGAUGUAUUAGGAAUCGAAAGUACAAGUGAUUAUGUUCAAAUCCGUCAGCAAUAUUUAAAACUAGUUUUACGUUUCCAUCCUGACAGAAAUCCAGGUCGAGAGCAGGACGUGAUUCCACACUUUCAGUUGAUUCAACGAGCACACGAAGUUUUACGAGAUGGAAAAUUACGGGAAUUAUAUGAUCAAAAACGGCUUUUAGAACUGGGAAGGUUAGAUGGAUUGUCACGGUUUCGCCCUAAAAAAACAGAUAGUACUUCUCCGAAUAGAAAGAACCCUAAUAUAACAUCAAAAGUGAGCUCAAAAGUUUCAGAAUACUUUUCCAAAAAUAAAAGAAAGGGUGAUUUAGGUAAUGAACGCGUAUAUGGAUCUCCGUACCGUCCUUCGUCGUCCUCUGAUAGACAGAGAUAUUCGUCGUCGUAUCUCAUGAGGACUCCCAUCUCUAGUCCAAUUCAAGUAAUAAACCAUGAAGAUCAGAAAGGAUUAAACUUCUCCCCAAAUGACAGCUCCCGUGAGCGAAAUUCAGCAAAUAAUACUAAUGCUAACAACCGAUUUCAACCUCUCUCCAAGUUUGAGGCAAAGCUUUAUUUAGAAUCUUUACGAGAAAAGCGACGAUCAUUCAGUUCAACUCCUAAAUCUGAUAGUACCUCUUAUACUCGUUCUCCUAUUUCUGCUUCAAGUUCUCAUUCACAAUUUUCAUAUCCUGAUCAAGAAAAACCUUUAUCACAUCCUAGACCUCCGAAAAGUCCUGAAUCAUUUUCGUCUCCGCUCAAAUCUCUUUCUCCAUCUCCUCGUUUACCUCAGCAUUAUAAACACAAUGUCCGUCACCAUCGUCCGACCUCCAUCUCAACCGAUUUUAGGUCGAUUUCGAGCUAUCAUCCUAAUCACAUAGCAGUGGGAAAAAUAGUAGAAAACCAAGAUGACUUUUUAAAGCCUCCCGAUUCCGCUAAUUCUGUUUCCUCAUCAUCCGAAUACCAUAAUGAGCUUCAAAAUGUUUUACGUUCUUUAGAAAGGGAAGAAGAAUUUGAAGACGAAAUAACUCAAUUACUUCCUAAUCCACCAACCUUCCCUCAAAUUAAAGCUCCAGUUCCUCCCCAGUUACCAACUGACAUUUCAAAUGAAACCAUUGAUAAAUAUUUUCAGGAUUUCGAAAUAUAUCAAAGGAAAUGGUCUUCCUACUCUUUGAUAUAUACUCAGUUUUUAUUUCAUUGGCAAAUAUUCAAGAAUAAAUGCUUCCAGUUAGACCUCAUGAAUACCCCAGGUCAUAGUAGACUUAUACGUAACUGGCAGGAGGGAACUCGAAGUGCUAAGGAGUUUUUUUUAUUUGAAGAAAUGCAUUACACUGCAAUUUCUGAUUUGACGUCCUUCAAAGAAUCUUUAUUCUCGUCCCUCAACCUAUAGUUUCAACCCAAGUUUUAGCAUAAUACAUGUUUAUAUAUUUAUUUUUCUUCAUUUUUUCCAUAAAGUAAAAAAAAGGCUUAACUUAUUAGUCUCACUAUCAUUUACUAGAAAUCUGUUUCUCUCCAUUCGCUUUCUC